CUUAUAUUUUCCGUUUAGAUUUUUUUCAUCUGUACCUGACACAUUGUCAUGCCUGGCCAGCGUGAUUCCCUCUUGGAUGGCUGUCCGUUCCCACCUCUCCCUCCUGUGCAACCUGCACAAACAGAUCCUCUACCAGGACCACAGGCUGCCGCUACAGCAAGGCUACACCACAAGAAGCGGAAGGAGGACAUCGUAUCCCGCCGCCACCAGAGAACAGUAAUGAAGAAAAGGGCCCUUACAGAAUAACAGUGCCUGUUUCAUCUGCAACAAGCAAGGUCACUGGGUCACAGACUGUCCAGAAAGACGCAACCGACAACAGGGACGCGAACAACAAGUAUUCAGUCGUGACUACACAGCUGGAAACUGAUGUCAAACAGACAUUGGAGAGGUCGGUGAACACAGCCUGACGGAGAGGAACACGCGCCGCCCGAAGCUACAGAACAGGGAAGUGAAACACACACAUACACACACAUUGUCAAUGCUAUUGAACUGCUGCAGGAAGAAGCUAUGAAACCAGUGGGCACAUAUGUAAAAUACAAUGCUAAGAAUUCGUAUGAAAAGUUCCCCACUCUGUCUUUGGACAUCCUAGGUAAAAAGAUUGUAUUUUUGGUUGAUUCAGGUGCCACUCACUCUGUUGUUAAAAUUAGUGAUCUGCCUGACUGCAAGUUGAGUGGCAGAUACAUCCAUUCUAUUGGAGCUGCGGGUGUUACUGUUAAAGAAAGAUUCUCCAUGCCAGUAAAAUGCACAGAUAUAGGUGAUAACAGCCACCCUUUUCCCUCAUCUGUUAAACACAGUUUUCUACUAUCAUCAGUCUGUCCCAUAAAUUUCAUGGGAAGAGAUUUGAUAUUACAGUUUGGUCUCAACCUCAUCUCCACCGAUGAAGGUUUAGAAGUCAGACGUUCAUCUCCCAUAAUGCUCAACACUGCAUUAUGGCAACCUGAUACAUCAUUUGUGUGUCUUUGGCUCCUAAAUUUUCCUGUAUCAGAAAAACUGAUACAUUUGACCCAUCAGCGGGUUCUUUCCAAUGCUGUAUUCAUGCCUAAUGAUCAUUUGCAUUGUACUGUUCAUGUGGAUGAAGGAGGUGCAUCUCAAUGCUUUCAGCAGGAUUUUCUUAUGGAUGACAUUAAUGAUGAGAUAAUGUUGAAGACUAUGUAUUGGAGCUCGCUGCGCAAUGCUAUUUCUGUUACUCUCACACUCCCCCAAUCAGCACUGUAUCAAGUGUCAGGGGCGGUGCCACAUGUCUCUCUAGCAAAAGCUCCGGCAGACAAAUGGCAAGAUUUGGGCCCUCUCGUUAAAGAUUGGGAGUCACCUGAUGACUGGCAACCCACACACACACAUCAUUUAUUAUGUACUCUCCCUCUAAAGACGUCUAUAAAAAUGACAUCCACUGUACAGCACACACACUCCGCUCUGCAAUAUGCAUUGACUCUGAAGACACUCCAGGAGUGCCUCCUACACAAGGUACAUACUUUGCAAAUGUUUCUGAUCUCCCACUGGCUUUGUCAGAUGUUCCAAGAACAUUAUGGGCAGCUCACAAAUAUGAUGUAGGUUUAAUUCGCUCCGCUGAUCCUGUGAUUAUUACUCCCAAAUCAUCGUAUCGCCCAAAUCGACCUCAGUAUCCACUUAAACGCGAAGCUAUUGACGGAAUUAGACCUGUAUUCACUUCUCUGUUACAGCAAGGCAUUAUUAUUCCAUGCAAAGACUCUCCAGUGCGAACACCUGUGUUUCCUGUGAAAAAGAUUCGGGACAAGCCACCUGAUGAAUGGAGAUUUGUACAGGAUUUCCGUGCUGUAAAUGAGGCCGUACAUGCACGCGCUCCGCUCGUGCCCAACCCGUACAUCAUUCUCUCUCAGGUUCCCGCUUCCGCAAUCUACUUCACUGUUGUUGACCUCUCUAAUGCUUUUUUCAGUGUCCCUGUUCAUAAGGACAGCCAAUUUUGGUUUGCAUUUGAGUUUGAUGGAAAGCCCUACACAUUCACACGUCUGUGUCAAGGGUAUUGUGAAUCACCCACAGUCUAUAAUAUGGCAUUAUGUUCUAGUCUGUCUGCUUUACAGAUGUCUAAGGGAACGGCCCUUAUUCAAUAUGUUGAUGACAUUAUGAUCUGAUCACCAACCCAAAGCCCAAUGUCAAACUGAUACUAUUGCCCUGCUAAAACAUUUGGCUGCUGAGGGUCAUAAAGCUAGCCUGUCUAAACUUCAGUAUGUACAGAAGUCUGUCACUUUUCUGGGCCACAUCAUUUCAGGGGAUGGUAAAGCUCUCACUGACAAGCGUAUUGCAUCAUUAGCUGCAUUACCAAAACCUGUCACUAAGAGACAGAUGAUGUCAUUUUUGGGUAUGUGUUCAUACUGCAGAUCAUUCAUCCCUAACUAUUCUCCCCUUGAACAACCACUCAGACAGAUCACUCACGUGUCUGGGUUAAAACCUGCCGAUCGGUUACAAUGGACACCUGAGGCUGAUGCUGCAUUUUUAAACAUGAAGCUAGCCCUUCAAUCCCCUCCUACGCUGGGGCUGCCUGAUCCUACUAAACCUUUCACCCAAGCGGUUGAUGAACGUGAUGGCUGUAUGACUUCUGUGUUGCAGGAUCAUGGGGGAAAACAGAGUCCUGUUGCCUAUUUCUCCUCCAAAUUAGACGCUGUGGCUGCAGGCCUCCCUAAAUGUCUUUGUGCUGUAGCUGCUGCUGAGAAAGCACUCACUUCCUCACGUGACAUUGUCGGCUAUGCUCCAUUGUCGGCUAUGCUCCAUUGACUCUUUUGGUGCCUCAUGCUGUGUCUCUCAUCCUGUGUGAACAGAGAACUUCACACCUCUCUGCUGCUCGCUAUUUAAGACAUCACACAUGUCUUUUGGACAUGCCAAAUGUUGUAGUCAAACGUUUUACUACUCUCAAUCCUGCAUCUCUUAUGCCCCUACCUGAUGACGGUGAUGAACACGACUGUGUUGCCGAAUUGCUCAUUGUGUGCACACCACGACCUGACCUUAAAGACAUACCUUUGACUAAUCCUGAUCUUGUUCUGUAUGUUGAUGGGUCCGCAUCUCGCAUCUGGGUCCGCAUGGUAAGUGCUAUUAAUACACACUGGUACACAAGGGGUUUAACGGUUGUGGCUCAAAAACAUUGUGAAGCAUGUUUAAUUUGCAUAACCCAAAAUUCUGGUAAACCUGUAAAGGUUCAAGGGACAGGUGCACACCCACUCCCCGGUGGGCCAUUUGAGCAUAUCAUGCUUGAUUUUAUAGAACUCUCUCCAUCAGAAGGAAAGAAACACUGCCUAGUUGUAGUAGAUAUGUGGUCAAAAUGGGUUGAAGCAUUUCCUGUAAAAGCACAAACAGCAGGGGCAGUAGCAAAAAUACUACUAAGAGAGAUUAUCCCAAGAUGGGGUCUGCCAAAGAAAGUAUCAAGCGAUAACGGCUCACACUUUGCAAACGAAGCAAUAGCCCAAAUCGGUGAAUACCUUGGCAUGGACAUUAGGAAACAUUGCUCAUAUCACCCUCAAAGUGGAGGUGCUGUUGAAAGAGAAAAUGGCACAAUCAAAAAUAAACUAGCUAAAUGUUGCGCUGACACAAAGAUGUCCUGGACACAAGCUCUGCCAAUAGUGUUGAUGUACAUGAGAAUGAGGAAAAGAACCAGAAGUCAGCUGGGCCCAUUUGAGAUAUUGUUUGGUGCUCCUCCUCAGAUUGGAUUGACGGCGCCAGGGAUGCCACUUCCCUCCACGACUCUGUGUGAGGAUGCUAUGUUGAGCUAUUGUAUUAACCUCUCAUCCAAUUUAGCAGAUAUCCGCCGCCAGGUUGUAGCAGCCCUACCAACACCUGCAGACGGACCCCUGCACAACCUUCAGCCCGGAGACACGGUGCUGAUCAAGGAUUUCCGCAGAAAGAGCUGGAAAACCAGUCGUUGGCAGGGUCCAUACCUCAUCCUCCUCGUCACCCAGACGGCAAUAAAGGUUGUAGAAAGAGCUACUUGGGUCCACGCAAGCCACUGCAAAGCCGUAACAACUCAUCAGGAGGAGAACAAAGAAACAGAUGACGACAAGUAGUGUGCCAAACUACCACCAGCACCACACCACACACACACACCACAAACUUAGCUACUGUUUAUAAUUGUCUGUGCCACGUUAUAGGUGAUUCAUGCUGUACCUACAUACCCGAUGUAUCCCAGAACAUGUCUACAACCAUAUUUCAUCUCAACGCCCCCUUAGCUGACAUGAAAGCUGAGGACGUCCCCCUUAGCUCUGGCUGGGACUGGUGGUCUUGGCUCACUGGGGGCAGAUGGGAAGCAUGGGCAGUCUGGAUAUUGACGGUGUACAUGUGAAAACUGUACAAUUAUGGAAGCAAUUGAAGAGCUGCUGCCAAGAAAAGGAU
Cottoperca gobio is the source of this 4350-nucleotide messenger RNA. Its product is annotated as protein NYNRIN-like. Gene Ontology annotation, biological process: DNA integration; proteolysis. Bases 508 to 1548 code for a protein of 346 amino acids. The transcript is spliced from 3 exons. The record is from RefSeq and is a predicted model, not a curated record. Gene Ontology annotation, molecular function: aspartic-type endopeptidase activity; nucleic acid binding. NCBI's taxonomy places the organism in Eukaryota, Metazoa, Chordata, Actinopteri, Perciformes, Bovichtidae.